Molecule: messenger RNA, 2089 nt
Organism: Toxotes jaculatrix (banded archerfish)
Lineage: Eukaryota; Metazoa; Chordata; Actinopteri; Toxotidae
Gene: ccnb3
Product: cyclin B3
Exons: 12
Coding region: 161-1435 (424 amino acids)
Biological process (GO): regulation of cyclin-dependent protein serine/threonine kinase activity; mitotic cell cycle phase transition
Cellular component (GO): cyclin-dependent protein kinase holoenzyme complex; centrosome; nucleus
Molecular function (GO): cyclin-dependent protein serine/threonine kinase regulator activity
Source: RefSeq, a predicted model, not a curated record
UUGUCUGAGCUCUCGUCUGUGCAGCAAAGCGACAAACCUGGACUAUUUACAACAAGUAAACGCUCUACAUGCGGUGUUUGCCGUUUCUAAACCAAGCGAUUGGAUUACACGAAGGGGAACUAUAAAAUAAGAUCAGAGGUAAGAGGGUCACAGAGAAAGGAUGCCUUUACCAAAGGGAAAGAAAGCCACAGUCACCGCUGGGAGCAAGAUACCCAAGCUAAAUGCAGCAACGACAGAAAACCAGGAGGAAGGCCUGCAGGUGAAAAGGUCCUCCUCCCCUCCUCACGGAGCUCCCAAGAAGAGGACUGCUUUUAUCGACAUCACCAAUGCUCAUAAGGUUCAGAUCAGUCUUCCAGGGAGGAAGAAAGAAGCAGCGAAGAAUACGGUGAAGAAAACGAGCUCCACCUCCGUUCCUGUGAAGAAACAAGGCAACUUGAAAAAGUCUUCCUCUGUGAGCUCAGAGGGAACAACUGCUGCAGAGGAGGAGAAACCCUGUGAGGAGGAGGCACAGAGGGAUGUAGCAGCUCCAGUAGAAGAGCUGGUAACUGCUACGUCCCCUGCUGUCCGUGAAGUGCCAGCACACCUCCAGAGACAACAGAUCCCAGAGGAAUUUGACAUUGACUCUGAGAACUCUGAAGACAGUUACAUGUGUCCAGAGUAUGCAAAGGACAUCUUUGACUACCUCAAACAGAGAGAGGAGAAGUUUGUCCUCUGUAACUACAUGCAGAAGCAGCCCAGCCUCAACCCAGAAAUGAGGGCGAUCCUAAUCGACUGGUUGGUCGAAGUACAGGAGAACUUCGAGCUGUACCAUGAGACCCUCUACCUGGCCGUGAAGAUGACAGACCACUACCUGUCCCAGACUCCCGUGCACAGGGAGAUGCUGCAGCUCGUGGGCUCCACCGCUAUGCUCAUAGCCUCCAAGUUUGAGGAGCGCAGCCCGCCAUGCGUCGACGACUUCUUGUAUAUUUGUGAUGAUGCGUACAAGAGGGAGGAGCUUAUCUCCAUGGAAGCCAGCAUCCUGCAGACGCUGUCCUUUGACAUCAACAUUCCCAUUCCCUACCGGUUCCUCAGACGCUAUGCCAAGUGUGUGAACGCGAGCAUGGACACGCUGACUCUGGCUCGGUACUACUGCGAGAUGAGUCUCAUGGAGAUGGACCUGGUCCCAGAGAGGGGUUCUCUGCUGGCCUCGGCCUGCCUGCUGAUGGCGCUGGUCACCAAAGACCUGGGAGGAUGGUCUCCCAUCCUGCAGUUCCACUCCGGAUACCAGACGGCAGAUUUGGCGCCGGUUGUCAGAAAAAUUUACUCAAUGCUUUUAGCUCCUCCUGAUGAUAAACUCAGAGCCAUCAGGAACAAAUACUCACACAAAGUGUUUUUUGAAGUUGCAUCCCUGCCACUGGUCAGCAUGGAUGUUUUGGAGAAAGCCUUACUUCAGUGAGACGUCAAAAAAAUAAAAUAAAAUCUUGCCAGUCUAAAUGGAGUGAGAAUAUUUAAAAAAACAGUUUCUGACAAAACGUGUAAAUAGUUUGUUAAUAUGUUUAAUAUUUAUACACGUAGUCUAGUCUCUCUUUUAUAUAAUAUUGGAAAUAAAUGUUUAAUUCCCGUUUUUGGUGGAAAAGAGUUUUAACGUGGGGCAUUUGUUAAGAAGUUUGCCGGUGUUAUUAUGUUUGUGCCAGGUUGUUAAUAAUGACUUUUUAAUGGUACAUUUGAGUACAAAACUUUUUGGCAUUCAUUUUUAUAACUUUUUAUAAGAUAAAACAAAAAUUUGAAUUCAUUAGUAACUUGUAAGCCUUCUCUCUGCGUCUGUGUAAAUGUAGUACAGAAUUUAAAGUGUAUGUUUUAAGCUAAUGGUAGGAUGGAGAAGUUGGCACAUGCUUACUUUUACUGAUGAAUUACACACGGACCCACACAGGUUUUCAUAUAUUGCUUGUUAACACUUAUGCAUGUGUGUAUUUCUAUAGGUUGUACAGUGUUUAUCAUGUUAAUAUCACUAUUCUAAUUAUUUGUAUAAAAGAUGACCGGAUGAUGCUGUGCUAUUUUUAAAUGGCUGUCCUGCAUACUCUCAAAAUAAAUGUUUUUUUUUAUAUGUUUG